Acanthosepion pharaonis is the source of this 2955-nucleotide messenger RNA. The record is from the annotation of a GenBank genome assembly. Lineage: Eukaryota; Metazoa; Mollusca; Cephalopoda; Sepiida; Sepiidae.
AUGCCCGGAAUUGCUAAAUUACACUUGGAUGAUUCGCUGGAAGACGGUCCCCAGACCAGAGGAUUACUGAACCUAUUUGAGAAAGAUGCUGCUUCUCUCAAGAAAUACACUGUUGGUUUACAUAAUUGUUGCCAAAGAAUAUUAUCUGCCCAGAAUGAACUAUGUGCUGCCACUCAAAGUCUUGCACAGCAGUUGCGAUCAUAUGAACUUCAGAAAUUUCCGUUAGAACCUGAGGAUAGCAUUUUAACAUCGACACUAAAACAGUUUGCUACUUACUUGGAUGAUGUGAGUUCAGUCCAGCAAGUCUUAGCAGCUCAGUACUCAGAAACAAUGAUGUUCCCAUUGUCCAAGUUUCUUCAAAAUGACAUUGAAGAGGUUAGCACAAUGUUUGAAAUGUUCCAGAUUGCUACAGAUGAACAUGAACAAGCAAUGGGAAAGUACAUGAAACUGUCAAAGAAAAAAGAAAACGAUCGUUUGCGCCGUGAAGUUAAUGAAGAACUUUAUACAUCAAGGAAAAAAUUUCAUCAGACAGCCCUGCAUUAUUACUCCUCUCUGAAUGCCUUGCAGUACAAGCGAAAAUGUUUUUUGCUUGAACCAAUCCUUGGCUAUAUGCAUGCACAGAGAGCAUUUUUCCAGAUGGGACAGGAAUCAGUUGGCAAACGAGAAAUAGAGGAUUUCCUUAGUAACAUAGCAACCAGUGUCCAGGGUGUCCAGCAGGAACUUAACCAAGAGACACAGAAGACUGUGGAACUGAUUGACACAUUAGAGAGCCAAAGUAGCCACUUGUACCAUCCUGAGCCUCUUAUUGAAAUGCCAUAUAUUCCUCCAAAUACAGCCUUGGUUUGUAAAGCUGGCUAUCUCUUUAUGAGAAGCAAACAGUCUUUGAUAGCCACAAAAUGGGAAAGAAGUUAUUUCUUUACCCAGGGAGGAAAUCUUAUGUGUCAGACUAAAGAUGAGGUUGCUGGAAGCCUUGUAUUGGAUUUGAAUGAUGAUGGAUUAGUUGCUGAAAUUACUGAUAUUGAUGAUAGAAGAUUUGUUGAAUGUAUAUUAUUCAUCUUUCUCUCUGUUUCUUUCCUUUUUUUUUCUCUCUCCCUCACUUUCCUUUUUCUCUACCUUUCUCUUUCUUUUUUUUUUCUCUUUGUUUUUUUUUUUUCUUUCUUUCUUUUUUCUCUUUUCUUUCCUUUGUUUUCUUUCUUUUCUUUUUCUUUUUUUCUCUUUUUCUUUCUUUCUUUUUCUUUCUUUUCUCUUUUUCUUUUUUCUUUUCUCUUUUUUCUUUUUUCUUUUUUUUUUUUUUUUUUUUCUUUUCCUUCUUUUCUUUUUUCCUUCUUUUCUUUUUUCUUUCCUUUCUCUUUUUCUCUUUCCUUCUUUAUUCUGUUUCUUUUCUUCCUUUCUCUCUCUCUCUUUCCAUCCUUCCUUUCUCUCUCUCUCUUUUCCUUCCUUCCUUCCUUUCUCUCUCUCUUUCCUUCCUUCCUUUCUCUCUCUCUCUUUCCUUCCUUCCUUUCUCUCUCUCUCUUUCCUUCCUUCCUUUCUCUCUCUCUCUUCCUUCCUUCCUUUCUCUCUCUCUCUUCCUUCCUUUCUUUUUCUCUCUCUUCCCUUCCUUCCUUCCUUUCUUUUCUCUCUCUCCCCCUUCCUUUCUCUCUUUCUUCCUCUCUCUCUCUCCCACUUCCUCUCUCUCCCUUCCUUUCUCUCUCUCCCUUCCUUUCUCUCUCUCUUUCCUUCCAUCCUCUCUCUCUCUCCUUCCUAUUGUCUUUUUCUUUCUUUCCUUCUCUUUCUAUCACUUUCCUUCUCUAUCUCCUCCUUUCUUCCCCCUUUUUCUUCCUUCUUCCUUUCUCUCUCUUUCUUUCCUUGUUUGCUUCUUUUCUUUCUUUCUUUCUUAUAUUUUUAUGUGUUUAUCUACAAGCUGAAAAUGAGCGGGAAAGAGAUGAGUGGAUUUCUACUGUAAACAACAUUGUACGGAGUGGCAAAACGAACAAAGUUAAAACUACAGAGACGGCCAGCAAGAAGAGCAAGGAAAGAGCAUCAAGUGUCAGCAGUAACAAAGAUACUCGGGCCGAAGCCUUUUCACAUUCAGCUUCUUUUGAUGAACCUGGACAUGAUAUUUCCUCUUUGUUACUCCGUAAGACAUCAAGUGGCAACAUAUCAACAAAUGCUGUCUCCACAGAUAGUUUUCUGCCUGAUGUUCCUAUACAGUUUGAUUUGAUGUCUCCAUCGAAUGAGAAUUUUCCUGUUUUAGAUGAAGAUGGGCAAUUGAAACGCAUCAAUCCAUUUGACCAGAUGCCAUCACAAGUGCUAACUAGUCGUGUGGAUAAUGAAUCUCAUUUUAGUAAAACAUUAGUUGUCCGGUUUAUAGGAUCCAUGGAAGUUCCUCAAGACAGAGGAGAAGCUCUGGUGACAAAAACAAUGCGUCACAUCAUGGCAGCACGGGCCAUUCACAAUGUUUUAAAGAUGACACAAUCAGAAAUGAUUGUCUCUGAUUCGUCCCUCAGAUUGGUUGAUUCGGCAACAAACAAUAUUCGUACAACUUUUGCUCUUGGUGAUAUUUCUUAUUGGUGUGGACAUAAGGAGAAUGAUAGACUUCUUGGUUUCAUUACGGUGAACAGGGAACAAGGUUCCUCUUCAUACACUUGCCAUGUGUUUGAGUCGAAUACUCCUGCAUCUGAAAUUUGUCAGAUUAUAGGAACAGCAAAAACAAUGGCUUUUGAAGCUCUUAUGAAAAGGAAUAUGGAAAAGAAAAAGAAGCAAGAAAAUCAGCUUUUGUUGAGUAAUAUUUCCAAAUUAGAUAACAAGAGUCCUGGAACUGACUCUCCUCCUGGCAUUACUCCUGAUGGUAAAUAUUUAAUACUCACAGAUGUUCAUGUGUCAUCUACGGAGUCUGAACAAGAUGUCUUUGAUGGAGCCUCUGCAGUAGCAGCGGCGGCGGCAGCGGCAAGAAGUAAAAAAGAAUCAGAAGCAUAA